This is a messenger RNA of Erigeron canadensis, 1471 nucleotides long. RefSeq names its product phosphoglucan phosphatase DSP4, amyloplastic. The record is from RefSeq and is a predicted model, not a curated record. Gene Ontology annotation, molecular function: protein tyrosine/serine/threonine phosphatase activity; starch binding; carbohydrate phosphatase activity. Bases 118 to 1263 code for a protein of 381 amino acids. Lineage: Eukaryota; Viridiplantae; Streptophyta; Magnoliopsida; Asterales; Asteraceae. Gene Ontology annotation, biological process: protein dephosphorylation; starch catabolic process. Gene Ontology annotation, cellular component: chloroplast. The transcript has 14 exons.
AACACAGUGAUAGUCUGACAUACUCCUAUGUGAACCAAGUGAAGUGAUAAAAUAUUCUCAAUCACCACAUUUCAAAUAUACACACACUCAUAUAAUAAUAAUAAUAAUAAAAAUAGCAUGAAUUGCCUCACAAUUACUUCAAGGUCUUAUUAUUAUUGUUAUUAUUCAGAGUUGCCUAUAUAUAGCCUUAAGUUUAAAACUUCAAUCUAUCCGAGGUCUGUUAAAAUAAAGCAGGGUUUGGCGAAUGUUAUCGAUUUUCGAGCAAGUUGUUGUUUAGCUAAGGCAACGCCUAGCCCGACACCUAGUACCAACAUGGAUGGUGCGGAAGAUGAGGUGAAAUCUGAAGAAUACAGUACAAACAUGACUGAAGCAAUGGGUGCUGUUUUGACUUAUAGGCAUGAACUUGGAAUGAACUACAACUUUAUUCGUCCCGACUUAAUUGUUGGGUCAUGUCUACAGACUCCAGAAGAUGUAGACAAGUUACGGAGUAUUCAAGUGAAUACCAUAUACUGCUUGCAACAAGACCCAGAUCUUGCAUAUUUUGAUGUCGACAUCAAUGCCAUUCGUGAAUAUGCCAGCACAUUUGAUGACAUUCAACACUUACGUGCAGAAAUAAGAGACUUUGAUGGUACUGAUUUGCGGUUGCGCCUUCCAGCUGUGGUGAGUAAAUUGCAUAAAGCUGUUAAUCGAAAUGGUGGAGUAACCUACAUUCAUUGCACGGCUGGACUUGGAAGAGCUCCUGCAACUGCUUUGGCAUACAUGUUUUGGGUUCAAGGUUAUAAGUUAAACAAUGCCCUCAGUCUACUCCUGAGAAAUCGUAAAUGUUUCCCAAAUGUGGAUGCUAUAAAAAGUGCCACAGCUGACAUUCUUACAGGUCUAAAAAAGAGAUCAAUUACAUUAACAUGGAAUGGUGAUACUUGUUCUACAGUAGAAGUAUCUGGACUUGAUGUUGGGUGGAGUCAGAAAAUUCCAUUAGAAUAUGACGAGAAGCAUGGUUCAUGGAUUCUUCAUAGAGAUUUGCUGGAGGGGCGUUAUGAGUACAAGUACAUAGUCGAUGGGGAAUGGAUGACCAAUACAAAUGAGCCGGUUACUUCUGUUAACAAGGAUGGCCAUAUCAAUAACUAUGUCCAGGUAGUUGAUAAAGACCCAGAGAGCAUAAGUGCUGCUUUGUGGACGCGAUUGGGUGCUGAUGAUUUUGAUUUAACGACCAACGAGAGAGAGAUCAUAAAGCAAUUUCUGGAUGAGUACCCAGACGAUGAAUAGGCCUGGCUACAAAUUCUACUAUCUGUAUAUAAUUUAGCCUUUACACAUUUAUGUAUGUGUAUAUAUAAGAUUUGCAGCAUGAUGACACAAGUUAAUGUGGUUGUGGUGUUAAAAGUUAUCUUGAUGUACCUAAAAUGGCGCUCAGUAUUUUUCACUACUAUUACCAAAAAUAUCCAUAAUGAAAUAAUUUACAAACUUUAUCUCUUAA